AUGGCUGUGGAUGACUAUGAGGAGCUUCUCAAGUACUAUGAAAUAUGUGAAACGGUUGGUACAGGUGGCUUUGCGAAGGUUAAACUGGCUUGUCACCGGCUUACUGGUGAGCAGGUUGCAGUAAAAAUCAUGGACAAGUCAGCUCUGGGGGAUGACUUGCCCCGGGUCAAGACGGAGAUUGAAGCCAUGAAAAGCUUAAGCCACCAGCACGUCUGCCGGUUAUACCAGGUGAUUGAGACGCCGGAGAAAAUAUUCAUGGUGCUAGAGUACUGCCCUGGAGGAGAGCUCUUCGACUAUAUUAUAGCGAAAGAUCGCCUAACCGAAGAAGAAGCCCGUAUCUUUUUUCGUCAGAUCGUCUCUGCGAUGGCAUACGUACACAGUCACGGGUACGCUCACAGGGAUCUCAAGCCCGAGAACUUGCUGAUUGAUGCCGAGCACAAACCAAAGUUUAGUGCCCAAAAGCGGCCGUCUCUGAAUGGCCUUGCCAGGGGGAAAUACGAGGUUCCCAAAUGGCUGUCACCUGGCAGUGUGCUGCUUCUCCACCAGAUGUUGCAGGUGGACCCAAAGAGACGGAUUACAGUGAAACAUCUCUUAAAUCACCCCUGGCUCACGCAAGGCUACUCUUUCGCUGUCCAGUGGCAAAGUAAAUACCCGCUCGGGCGUCUGGAUGAAGACUGCGUCACAGAGCUUUCAGUGUUCCACAAAUGUAGCCGAGAAAGGAUGGCAGAUGUGAUUUCAGAGUGGAGAUAUGAUCAUGUGACUGCUACAUAUCUCUUGCUCCAAUCCAAGAAAACUCGUGGCAAGCCCAUCCGCCUGAGGAUUCCUUCUCUAGCAGCUGACUGCACGAACAUCACUCCAAGCAAAGAGCGGAAGUUCAAAAAGAGCCUAACUUUUGAAGAUGCUCCAGAGCAUAGCAGCAACGAAAUGCCCAAUGUGUUUGGAUCCAUGGAAUUUCUAGGUUCCUUCGAAGCUCAACCUGUACCGUGGAUUACACCCAAAGCCAAACAGCACCACGUAUUCCUGGAUGGUGAAGAAUUCACUCCGCCUCUUCCUCCCAUGCCGAGAAGAGGAGCGUCGUCAAAGAAAAAGGGCAACAAGGAGAACUCUGAUGCCAAAGCAGCAGCAAACUUUGAGCCUUUCGUGCUUCCGGCUCCCAAGACUCCGAUGUGGGCCAUGAAUGAGAAGAGGGUGCUGACCACCCCGAACCGUGCGCUUCCAACUGAAGAGAGCGGUCCGGCCAUGAAAGGGAGCCCAGCUAAGAAGCCACCGACUCCGACCCACCCAGAGGAACUGGUGACGGGGAUCAUUAGCCCUGAGAGAAGGUGUCACUCCUUAGAAGUGGAUCUGAACCAGGCUCAUCUGGAGAGCGGUCAGAAGAGGAAAGGGGCCAAAAUGUUCGGAAGCUUCGAAAGAGGCUUGGAUAAAGUGAUCACGAUGCUCACACCCGGUAAAAGGAAAGGCUCGACAAAAGAAGGCCCGAGGAAGCUGCGGGCUCAUUACAAUGUGACCACAACUAACCUGCUGAAUCCAGAUGAGCUGCUGAAGGAGAUAAUUGCUGUCCUUCCUAAAAAACAUGUUGAAUAUGUACAGAAAGGCUACAAGCUCAAGUGUCGAACACAGUCAGACUUCGGCAAAGUGACCAUGCAGUUUGAGCUGGAAGUCUGCCACCUGGGCAAAUCUGAAGUCGUGGGCAUCAAGAGGCAGCGGCUGAAGGGGGACGCUUGGGUCUACAAAAGGCUAGUGGAAGACAUCCUGUCCAGCUGCAAGUUGUAGCCCCUGGUUGCCCCAUCAGGACACGGAGCGGCUUCAACUAGCUGUGGUUCAUUUGGUCAUCACAGUAAGGUCG
Molecule: messenger RNA, 1846 nt
Organism: Gekko japonicus
Lineage: Eukaryota; Metazoa; Chordata; Lepidosauria; Squamata; Gekkonidae
Gene: MELK
Product: maternal embryonic leucine zipper kinase
Exons: 15
Coding region: 1-1773 (590 amino acids)
Biological process (GO): protein phosphorylation; microtubule cytoskeleton organization; intracellular signal transduction
Cellular component (GO): cytoplasm
Molecular function (GO): tau-protein kinase activity; protein serine/threonine kinase activity; ATP binding
Source: RefSeq, a predicted model, not a curated record